CCCGCCGCGGGCACCAUGGGCGCUGCCCACUCCGCCUCCGAGGAGGUGCGGGAGCUCGUGGGCAAGACCGGCUUCUCCUCAGACCAGAUCGAGCAGCUGCACCGGCGGUUUAAGCAGCUCAGCGGAGACCAGCCCACCAUUCGCAAGGAGAACUUCAACAACGUCCCUGACCUGGAGCUCAACCCAAUCCGAUCCAAAAUCGUCCGUGCCUUCUUUGACAACAGGAACCUGCGCAAGGGGUCCAGCGGCCUGGCCGACGAGAUCAACUUCGAGGAUUUCCUGACCAUCAUGUCCUACUUCCGGCCCAUCGACACCACCAUGGACGAGGAGCAGGUGCAGCUGUGCCGCAAAGAGAAGUUGAGAUUUCUGUUCCACAUGUACGACUCGGACAGCGACGGCCGCAUCACCCUGGAAGAGUAUCGAAAUGUGGUGGAGGAGCUGCUCUCCGGGAACCCACACAUCGAGAAGGAGUCGGCCCGCUCCAUCGCUGACGGGGCCAUGAUGGAGGCAGCCAGCGUGUGCGUGGGGCAGAUGGAGCCUGACCAGGUGUAUGAGGGGAUCACCUUCGACGACUUCCUGAAGAUCUGGCAGGGGAUAGACAUCGAGACCAAGAUGCACGUGCGCUUCCUUAACAUGGAAACCAUCGCCCUCUGCCACUGACCCGCCUGCCCAUCCCCCCCCACCCCGAAGCCACGCUGUGCCCACAGCCUCCCGUGGGACCCGAGGCCGCCCGGCUCCUUCCGCCACGGCUCGUGUAAAUAGCCCCCACUCCUCCGCUGUCUUGUUUUCCCGAGGGUGUGGUACCUGGGACCUCAGCUGUUUUUAUCUCCAAUAAAAAAGAAAACGGUUGGUUUGUUAAUGAA
Molecule: messenger RNA, 863 nt
Organism: Neogale vison (American mink)
Lineage: Eukaryota; Metazoa; Chordata; Mammalia; Carnivora; Mustelidae
Gene: TESC
Product: tescalcin
Exons: 8
Coding region: 16-660 (214 amino acids)
Molecular function (GO): calcium ion binding
Source: RefSeq, a predicted model, not a curated record